This is a messenger RNA of Mesorhabditis spiculigera, 714 nucleotides long. NCBI's taxonomy places the organism in Eukaryota, Metazoa, Nematoda, Chromadorea, Rhabditida, Rhabditidae. The record is from the annotation of a GenBank genome assembly.
AUGAACAUCUUGGGGCCGUUUGAUGAGCCGAACGUGCGCCUGAUGCCGACGUCAAGCAACGGAGUGGCGAGCUCGGAGACCGACGAGGAUUUGAGCGCCUCCGAGAAGCGCAAGUACAAAUCGUUCACCGUCAUGCAGAAGGCCGGAUUCCAGCAUACAGAAUACGUCAAAAUCAUGCUGCACCUGUGCAACGCCGAGCUGGCCAUCAGCAGCGGAUUCAUGGCGCACGGCAUGUGGUGUCCGGGGUUUGCUGAUGUGGCCGAGUAUCAGUCGACGUGCCACAUGAACGCCGUGGCGGCGCUGGUCGGCAUCUUUGCCGCGUUGAUCGGCAUCGGCGCUGUGAAUCGAUUCCGAUGGCGAACGAUGCUGAUCAUGUGGCUGGUGAUGAGCAUCAUUGCCGCCGUCGGCAACCUGCUCGCCGUCAUCACAGACGGCAUCUGGCUCGACCAUCUGUCAAAGAUGAAGGAGCGAACAGCCGCGGCCUCCGGGCUCUCCGGGCUGAUGUUGCUGUCUUCAGUGGCGGUCGGCGUGUGCUUCAUCCUCACCGCCGUCAUGAUCUGCCACUAUUGGAAUUCGAACUCCCCGCGAUAUCAGCCGGUCGGCAAAUUUUCGAAACGAUCUCGCUCGGUCCGGCGGUCGCGCUUGACACGGCUCUCCAGCGGUCAGGAGCGGAAACGCAUUCAGGACAAAGCCAUCAAGGGAGCCCACAUCGUC